Messenger RNA from Mya arenaria, 1599 nucleotides. RefSeq names its product mucin-5AC-like. Lineage: Eukaryota; Metazoa; Mollusca; Bivalvia; Myida; Myidae. The transcript has 3 exons. The record is from RefSeq and is a predicted model, not a curated record. Bases 1 to 1599 code for a protein of 532 amino acids.
AUGUAUAUGUACCAGCCGAAUCCAAACGACAUUCGAAGACAUCCUUCCUCACGUAUGUCGUCAUCGGAGAGUGACUACAGAAGACCAAGGACUGUGUACGACCAUAUCGACACCGAAUCAAAGACGUACUUCAUCUUAGUUUCUGCUUUCUAUGGAAUAUACAGAGUAACUUCAUUGCAACAUGGAGAUGUUUGUACAUGCAAUUCACAAAGCCCUUCACCAAAAUCAAGCUCAUCAUCUACAUCCCCAACUGCGGUUCAAACGCUGACUACUUCAACAGUUAAAAGUAAUCUAGAAACGGAUACCAUUCUUUCAGAGACAACAACAACAAAAUCAACAUCUACAACCAAUAAUGAAUUAUCUACUCCUUUAGAAGUAGCAACUACAACAUCAGAACCGACUGAUACAACCGAUAAUGGAACAUACAUCAUUCCAUCAGAUACAACUACCAUUGCACCGAAUUCUACAACCAAUCAAGGAACAAUUACCACUUCAUCAGAUACAAAAACAAUAGUUCCAACUUCUAAAACCGAUAAUGGAACAAUUACCGCUCCAUCAGAUACAGCUACAGUACCGACUACUACAACCGAUAAAAGAACAAAUACCACUCCAUCAGAUACAACUACCACAGUGGCGACUACUACAACCGAUAAAAGAACAAAUACCACUCCAUCAGAUACAACUACCACAGUGGCGACUACUACAACCGAUAAAAGAACAAAUACCACUCCAUCAGAUACAACUACCACAGUGGCGACUAGUUCAACCGAUACAGGAACAAAUACCACUCCAACAGAUACAGCUACAGUACCGACUUUUACAACCGAUGAUGGACUUAAUACCACUCCAUCAGAUACAACUAUCACAGUGGCGACUACUUUAACAGAUCAAGGAACAAAUAUUACUUCCUCAGAUACAACUAUCACAGUGGUGACUUCUUCAACCGAUCAAGGAACAAAUACCACUCCAUCAGAUACAACUACCACAGUGGCGACUUCUUCAACCGAUCAAGGAACAAAUACCACUCCAUCAGAUACAACUACCACAGUGGCGACUUCUUCAACCGAUCAAGGAACAAAUACCACUCCAUCAGAUACAACUACCACAGUGGCGACUUCUACAACCGAUCAAGGAACAAAUACCGCUCCAUCAGAUGCAACUACCACAGUGGCGACUUCUUCAACCGUUCAAGGAACAAAUACCACUCCAUCAGAUACAACUAUCACAGUUGUGACUUCUUCAACCGAUCAAGAAACAAAUAUCACUCCAUCCGAUACAACUACCACAGUUGCGACUUCUUUAACAGAUAAAGGAACAAAUACCACCCCACCAGAUACAACUACCACAGUUGCGACUUCUUUAACAGAUAAAGGAACAAAUACCACCCCACCAGAUACAACUACCACAGUUGCGACUUCUUUAACAGAUAAAGGAGCAAAUACCACCCCACCAGCUACAGCUACAACAAUUUCGACAUCUGGUGCAAUAAAAAGAAGGAAGCGGGAUGCAAACGAGAGCGAACGAUCUGGUUUCUGGAGAAAUGGGCAUUGUGAUUGCAAUAAAAAUGUGUCUUCCAGUUUCAGUGUUGGUAAGAAAUAG